Messenger RNA from Rhincodon typus (whale shark), 1796 nucleotides. RefSeq names its product nei-like DNA glycosylase 1 (gene neil1). Gene Ontology annotation, molecular function: damaged DNA binding; DNA N-glycosylase activity; zinc ion binding. NCBI's taxonomy places the organism in Eukaryota, Metazoa, Chordata, Chondrichthyes, Orectolobiformes, Rhincodontidae. Gene Ontology annotation, biological process: base-excision repair. The transcript is spliced from 11 exons. Gene Ontology annotation, cellular component: nucleus. The record is from RefSeq and is a predicted model, not a curated record. Bases 248 to 1543 code for a protein of 431 amino acids.
GAAACCCACCGUGAACAAGGAAGGAAUUGUUUCAUAAUGCCUGGGGUUUGUGCAUCUUAAAACUUCCGCAUUUGCAAACUCAUGUAUUGAAUGUGUAAUCUGGUCAUUUGUCGCAUUGCUGGUUGUGGGAUCUUGCUGUUUCCAAAUUUGCUGCCACGCUCCCAUCAAUCCAUCAGUGGUUGUACUUCUUCAUUUGCAAAACGCUUUGGAAGUCAUGAACGGUGCUAUAUAAAUACUGUCUUCUAAAAUGCCUGAAGGACCCGAAAUCCACCUGGCCGCCAGGUUUGUUAACCAGGCCUGCAGCGGCACUGUAUUCUCGGGGCAAGUGGAAAAGUCUGUGGUGAGCAAAAACUGUGACGUGCCUUUCGAGUGUGACGCCUACCUCAUCUCCGCGGUGUCGAGAGGGAAAGAGGUCAAACUGACCCUUGCCCCCAUCAAAGAGGAGGAUGGCAAGGAAGGGAUCACGCCCAAUGGGGUGGAACGCGAGGAUGGGCUACCAGCGCCGAUGGAUGUCGUCUUCCGCUUUGGCAUGUCUGGCUCCUUCAAACUGACGACUGAGGAGGACAUCCCGAAACACGCCCACCUCAAGUUCUUCACCAAACAGGAACCCAGGCAGGUGUUGUGCUUUGUUGACCCCAGAAGGUUUGGGAGUUGGGAAGUCAACGGGAUCUGGCAGCCGGAUAGAGGACCGUGCGUGAUGCUCGAAUAUGAGAGGUUCAGAUCGAACGUGCUGACAAACCUAUCGGACAGAGCCUUUGACAAGCCGAUCUGUGAGGUGCUGUUGAAUCAGAAAUACUUCAACGGCAUUGGCAAUUACCUCCGAGCGGAGAUUCUCUUCAGGUCAAAAGUCCCCCCUUUUGAAAAAGCCCGGACUGUACUGGAACCUUUGCUGCACAAAGAAACGACGAAUGAGUUGCCUUUGAGCAAGAAGAUAAAGAUAAAGAUGGAGAAUCCUGAUCUUCUUGAGCUUUGUCACAUGCUUCCGAUGGAGGUUAUUAAUUUGGGUGGCAAGGGUUAUGAUCCCGAGCAUGUAGGUGAACCCUCUGCCUUUGAAGACUGGCUCCAAUGCUACUACGUCGAUGGAAUGCAGUUGUUACGUGACAGUAAUGGAAGAACCAUUUGGUUUCAGGGAAACCCAGGACCCAUGGCACCGAAAGGAUCCAAGACUCCUAAGCCCAAGUCUUGGGGCAGAAAGAAAACGGAUGGAAAUGGAAAGAAGACAUCCACAUCCGAGGAUUCCGACUCGAGCAAAGGGAAGGUGAAAUCGGAGCAGCGGAAAACUCGCAAGGUCCCCACGGAUCGUUCCCAGAGGAGGGGCCGGAGCUCCAGAGUGGAUAGGGGGCAGGCUGCCGAGAUGGUAGAGGCUGGCAAGGGAACUAGGAAAAUGGCUGCUCGGCGUGGGAAGAAAUCGGUGGCCAAACCAUCACCUCCCACGGAGGCUGUGACAGAUUCUGAAAGCCUGAACAAACAACAAAUGAAAUCUAGAACCAAAUCGAGGAAGCGGGCAACAAACGCUCUUGUAAAAUCUGAAUCUUUGGAUUAGAGCGGUUUUUGCAGAGCUAUCGGCAAGCAGAUCAGGAGCUACUUUGCACAAUUGCAUCUGUUGGGUUACAUUCCCAAGGAGAUGACAAUUCCUGAUUUCUACCCAUCCACUGCUCCCCGCCCACCCUUUGGACUACAUAGUGUGAACCUCGUUAAGCAAUAAGUGGUUUUUUAAAAUUAUAUUCUAUUUUUUAAAUGUAUGUCUAGUUGUUUUUUUAACUGGAAUAAAUUCUCAGCCAUGUUUUAAUUAAAAA